AUGACAUCAGUCUCUGAGUCCUGUGAGGUCCCUGAUGGGUCCAAACCCCAGACUCAGCCCAGUCUAACGAGUCCUCAGAGGGUUUUUAAACUGGUGUUUCUGGGGAGUUCUGGUGUCGGCAAGAGCUCCUUUAUACACCAGUACUGCAGGGGCCAUUUCCCCAACAACCUGAGCACGACUGUCGGUAUGGAUUAUCAAGUGAGGAGUGUGGUGGUUGGAAACACACCUAUUGCUCUCCAGCUCUGGGACACGGCAGGACAGGAGAGGUUCCAUAGCAUUGCUAAACAGUAUUACCGAAAGGCAGACGGAAUCCUGGCCAUGUAUGAUGUCACAGACUCCGCCUCCUUCAAAGCAGUGCGCAGCUGUUUGGACCAAGCGCAGGACGUGACAGCAGAGGGGGUGUGUCUGAUGUUACUAGGCAACAAAACAGAGGUGGCAGAGGAGGAGAGGAGAGUGACCAUUACCGAAGGACAAAAACUGGCACAGGAGUACCAGGCAGAGUUCUAUGAGUGCAGUGCGAAGAGUGGACGGAAUGUUGACAAGGCGAUGACACACCUGGCCAGCGGUGAUGCGCUAUUUUGGCGUCUGCGCUGUCUGCCCCCCGAGAGGCAGAAGACCGCCGACGCUCCGCCACUGGGCAGAUCACCGACUGUUCACAAACUGCCCGAAGGCUAA
Molecule: messenger RNA, 675 nt
Organism: Chanos chanos (milkfish)
Lineage: Eukaryota; Metazoa; Chordata; Actinopteri; Gonorynchiformes; Chanidae
Product: ras and EF-hand domain-containing protein homolog
Exons: 7
Coding region: 1-675 (224 amino acids)
Molecular function (GO): GTP binding; GTPase activity
Source: RefSeq, a predicted model, not a curated record